AUGGGUCGUCUAGCCUCCAAGCUGGUUCGAGGGGCCUCCUUACCCGAGCUCAUUGUCGCCAAUCUCGCGUCGUUGCGCAGCUUUCUCCAGCGAUCCGCUCGUCGUCCACCUUACCCAGAGGAGGAAGGUAUCGAGCUCCCCGAGCUGUCCUCGACAGGGGUGGCUUUGCCUCACCCUGCCCCGGCGAAGUUGAGCAUUCGGCGAUUUCCCGUCGCCAACACCCCGUCGUCACGCCGCUUUCGCCGGCGACUCUCUCGUCAUGCUCCUUCCGUGGAGGAGGAAGGUAUCGAGCUGUCCGAGCUGUCCGAGCUGGCCUCGAUAGGGGUGGCGCUGCCUCCCCGUCCCUCUCCCUCUUCCCCUCCAGAUCCGGCGUGUGGCUUUCGGCCCUCGACCUCUACCUUCACCGGCCCCCCGAGAGUGCACAAGCCCCCCCCCGAGCCGCCCCCCGAGCCGUCCCCCGUGAAUAUCUUCGGGAUAUCCGACGACCCGGGCAACUGGGCCGACCUGGAGGUCGAGACCGAGGACGACCCCGAACCCCCCCGCUCGAAGAUCGGAAAUUUCCUCUCGGCCCUCGGCAACCGCCUGCGCAAACGCCCCGGGCACCCGCGCAUUGCGCACCACCUUCGGAAGUUACAGGGGAUUGCUACGACACGUCACCCCUACCCGAACAACCACAAACUAUUCAACUUCGAUACUAAACCACUUCUGUGCCGUCUUUUUCACCCCCCGGACGCGAACCGGGAAUACCGGGCCGAGCUGAGGCGUCGCCUCUACGACCAGAUGGCCGACGCCCUCUGUUUGGAACUGUGUGGGAUAGGGCCGUGGGCCCCGGUGUCGUGCGGGGACUUUUUCCAGUGGGUGGCCCCCCGCGGGCCACACGGCCGCCCCCUGGGCCGCUGGGCCCAUGAGACCGCCUACCUCCCGCGCGGCUCGUGCGAGAGCGCGCUGCGCGGGGACGACCCGCUCGACACCGCCGCAUUCCCGGACCAGACCGCGAGCCCCUUCUUCCCCGUAUAUGCCCGGCCCUUAUCAAGCUCGCAGCCAGGUCCGGCAUGCGGUGGAAGUAUAAAUGGAACUGCCGCCGGAUCCGCUCUUCUGACUCCGUCGUGCCCCAGCGAGACGGCGACGAUAAGGAGAACUGCUACCGGAUCCGUUCUUCUGGCUCCGUCGCGUCCCGACGAUACGUCGGCGAAAAGGAGAACUGCUGCGGGCCGGGACUUUGCCCGCAACCCUCCCGAGGCCCACGUGCCGCCUAUCCACACAUCAGUUGUGGGAAGGAAGCAUCUUUCCGGAAAAGAAGGGACCCGGCAUCAAUGGUCACGACCUUUUCGGCACCCUGCAUCAUCCAAGGCAUGGGUUCGAAGGAAGCGUCCUAGUCGGCGUUCGAGAUCGAAUCAGUUGCUUGUCGGCCUGCCCUCGGCUUUGCCAUCGAUUCCUGAGGAGGGCUUGGCUGAUAUGUUAAUGCAGCAAAUAUACGAUCUGCAAGACCAGAUGUUGUCGGACACCAACAGUUAG
Molecule: messenger RNA, 1515 nt
Organism: Chaetomium strumarium
Lineage: Eukaryota; Fungi; Ascomycota; Sordariomycetes; Sordariales; Chaetomiaceae
Exons: 2
Coding region: 1-1515 (504 amino acids)
Source: RefSeq, a predicted model, not a curated record